AUGGUCUACUCCAAGAACCUCCUCACCAUCUCUCUCAUGGCUGCCGCCGCGGCGCGCGCCACCCCAACCUUCGGCUUGGGCCUUUCCGGCUCCGGCUUCGGCUCCGGCUCAGGAUCCGGCUCUGGCUCCCUGUCCACCACCGCCGAUUUGGGCGGCGCUGCGGGCGCGGCGGGCGCGGCGGGCGAGGCGGCGGGGAACUUGAUCGGUAGUGUUGUUGGCGGGCUCGCUGGCGGGCUGGGCGGACAUGGUGCGGGUGAGGGAUCGGCUGGUGUGGGUGGUGAUGCCUCGAUUGGUGGAGGUGCGGCUGCGGGCGGUGAUGCCUCGCUCAGUGGUGAUGCCUCGCUCGGUGGUGAUGCUUCGCUUGGUGGCGACGCGUCUGCAGGUGGCGAUGCCUCGGGAUCGGGCUCAGCCGGUGUGGGCAGUGAUGCCGGACUGGGUGGAGGCGCGUCGACCGGCGUCGGUGGCCAAGGCGAAGGUGAGGGCGAAGGUGAAGGUGAAGGCGAGGCGAGCGGAUCUGCUUCUGGCUCGGCUGGCGCUGGCGUUGGCGGGGGGUUGAGCGGGAGCGGAUUGGGGUCUGGCUCGGCUGGACUGGGAGGCGAUGCCUCGGCGGGCGGUGAUGCGUCUGCUGGCGGUGAUGCGUCUGCUGGCGGUGAUGCGUCUGCUGGUGGUGAUGCAUCUGCUGGCGGUGAUGCAUCUGCGGGUGGAGACGCGUCGGGAUCGGGAUCAGCUGGUCUUGGAGGUGAUGUUGGUUUGGGCGGAGGUGCGUCGGCGGGUGGAGACGCCUCGCUGGGUGGUGAUGCAUCGGCCGGCGCUGGUGGCCAAGGCGAAGGCGAAGGCAAAGGCGAAGGCGAAGGCGAGGCAAGCGGAUCAACCUCUGGUGGAGCUGGCACGGGAGUUGGCGGUGGCAUUUCUGGUGGGCUGUCCGGUGGCGCCGGAGCUAAUGGAACGAUUUCUGGAGGAGUGGGAGCCGGAGUCGGAGCCGGACUCGGAGGCGGAGCCGGUCUUGGUGGUUCCGUUUCCGGUGGAGCAGAAGGGUCAGCCUCAGGUGAAGGCAGCGCGAGUGGAGAGACUAGUGGUGAAGGUGAAGCCGGUCUUGGAGGUGAUGGAUCGGCUUCCGGCGAAGGCAGCGCAGGCGGCGAGAGCGGAAACUCAGGUGAAACCGGAGGGUCUGGCUCUGGUGAAGGCAGCGUGAGUGGCGAAGCCGGCGGUGAGGGUGAGGGUAGCCUUGGUGGCUCUGUUUCUGGAGGAGUAGGGGGUUCUGCCUCAGGCGAAGGCAACGCAAGCGGUGAAGCCGGUAGCUCGGGUGGUGUGAACGGCGGAAGUGGAGCUGAAGGCUCGGCUGGCAGUGGUAUCUCGGGCGGUGGAUCGAUCUCUGGCGGUGCCGGUGGUUACGGUAGCACUUCUGGUGAAGGAAGUGUGGGUGGAAGCUCUGGCAGCGAUGGCUCUGGUGAAGGUUCUGGUUCUGGCGACGAUUCGGAUUCGGGCGAGAACUGUGGCUGUGCCACUCCGGUCAUCUACACCAGCACCUUUGUCGUAACGCCUACUCCUGCCGCGACGGCGGGCGUCGAGGGAUCUACCGGCUCGAGUCCGAACUACGGCUACGCAGCCUACGCUCGCGCUGUCACUUACGGCGUGGUUGGCACUCCCGCCUCUACCCCCACCCCUACCCCCACUCCCGCCCAAUAUGAGGGCGCCGCAAGCAAGACUACCGUUUCCAGUCUGCUUGUCGCUGGCCUGGGCCUGCUCUUCACUCUCUUCUAA
Molecule: messenger RNA, 1761 nt
Organism: Diplodia corticola
Lineage: Eukaryota; Fungi; Ascomycota; Dothideomycetes; Botryosphaeriales; Botryosphaeriaceae
Exons: 10
Coding region: 1-1761 (586 amino acids)
Source: RefSeq, a predicted model, not a curated record